Synchiropus splendidus (mandarinfish) is the source of this 7462-nucleotide messenger RNA. RefSeq names its product vacuolar protein sorting 4 homolog A (gene vps4a). The transcript has 12 exons. The record is from RefSeq and is a predicted model, not a curated record. Gene Ontology annotation, biological process: endosomal transport; vacuole organization. NCBI's taxonomy places the organism in Eukaryota, Metazoa, Chordata, Actinopteri, Syngnathiformes, Callionymidae. Bases 307 to 1617 code for a protein of 436 amino acids. Gene Ontology annotation, molecular function: ATP hydrolysis activity; ATP binding.
CAUCACUGCAGUGAACACCAACGACUUCCUCCUUUCAGUGCUAUAUUAGCUUCAGGAGGCGGGAUUGUUUUCUUUCCGGUGAAUUCAAGUUAAACAGGGAGACCUGCAACAAUUGACCCGCGCUUUAAAAUAAGCAUAAGGACCAGAGAGCUGUCAUCUGUGCUAGCAGUAGUGUUGUCAUGGCCUGCGCCUUCAACUAGUUGCAAACCCGCCGUCAUAAUACCGUGUUGAACUUCUGAGGAGCGGGCUGAACCGGGCCGAGAGGAGGAUCCGAACCUGGACGGAGCGCGGGAAGAGUGAGAUGAAAUGACAACGUCAACAUUGCAGAAAGCGAUUGAUCUUGUGACCAAAGCCACAGAAGAAGACAAGGCCAAGAACUAUGAAGAGGCUCUGCGCCUUUACCAGCACGCUGUGGAAUACUUCCUCCACGCCAUCAAAUAUGAGGCUCACAGCGACAAAGCGAAGGAAAGCAUACGAGCCAAGUGCAUGCAGUAUCUGGACAGAGCCGAGAAGCUGAAGGACUACUUGAAGAACAAAGAUAAACCGGGAAAGAAGCCAGUGAAGGAGGCUCAGAGCAAUGACAAGAGUGACAGUGACAGUGAAGGUGAAAACCCAGAGAAGAAGAAGCUGCAGGAGCAGCUAAUGGGUGCCAUUGUGAUGGAGAAGCCCAACGUGAGGUGGAACGACGUGGCAGGACUGGAGGGAGCCAAGGAGGCUCUGAAGGAAGCUGUCAUCCUGCCCAUCAAAUUCCCGCACCUCUUCACAGGCAAGAGGACUCCCUGGCGAGGAAUCCUUCUGUUUGGGCCUCCUGGUACUGGGAAGUCCUACCUGGCCAAGGCUGUGGCCACCGAGGCAAACAACUCCACCUUCUUCUCCGUGUCAUCCUCGGAUCUCAUGUCCAAGUGGCUGGGCGAGAGUGAGAAGCUGGUGAAGAACCUGUUCGACCUGGCCCGCACACACAAGCCCUCCAUCAUCUUCAUCGAUGAGGUCGACUCCCUGUGCGGCUCGAGGAACGAAAACGAGAGCGAGGCGGCACGGCGCAUCAAGACAGAGUUUCUGGUUCAGAUGCAGGGUGUGGGGAACAACAACAACGGGAUCCUGGUGCUGGGAGCCACCAACAUCCCCUGGGUACUGGACGCAGCUAUCCGCAGAAGGUUUGAGAAGCGGAUCUACAUCCCUCUGCCGGAGGAACCGGCCCGCGCCCAGAUGUUCCGACUGCAUCUGGGAAACACGCCACACAGCCUGAGCGACGGCGACCUGCGACAGCUGGCCCACAAGACGGACGGCUACUCCGGCGCCGACAUCAGCAUCAUCGUCCGGGACGCCCUGAUGCAGCCAGUCCGGAAGGUCCAGUCGGCGACGCACUUCAAAAGGGUUCGAGGUCCGUCCCGCGACAACAACCAGGUCAUGGUGGAUGACCUCUUGACCCCGUGUUCACCUGGUGACCCAGCAGCUGUGGAGAUGACCUGGAUGGACGUGCCGAGUGACAAACUACUGGAGCCUAUCGUCUGUAUGUCGGACAUGCUGCGCUCGCUCUCCACCACUCGCCCCACCGUCAACACCGAAGACUUGCUCAAAGUCAAGAAGUUCACAGAGGACUUUGGGAUGGAGGGCUGAGACUCGGAGCCCUCCCUCCACGACAUGCCCCCCUGCCCUCCUCCCCCCUCCACUGCACCUACUGUAGGCUUCCAUCUCCGCUGCGCUUGGGUCAUCGUGGAAUUCAAAAUACAAAGCUGGAGCGCUGGAACAUUAUCGAAGAGGAAGGCGGCCGCUCCGUGGAUACUGUAGAAUCAUGCUCUGGUAGAACCUCCGCCGUGACGUGCUAGAACAGACUCGUCAUCUCCGCUGCUGGCCACCAGGUCGCCUGAGGAGGAAGCGGGGCUCCUCAUGCAUGUCCCACUAUGACUGUGCUCCUUGUUGCCAUGCGUUCCAGAAGCGCGUGUGAGGACGAGUCUCCUGCCUGUGAGUGUGCGACGGUGUUUUUAUUACGUGUGUGUCUGUCCUUCAUGUGUGUCGAUUUACAUGGAUGGCCGCUGCCGUGUGCGUCGGAGCGCUCGCGUGUCAACGCUGUGGCUCAGACGUGCUCGACUGAUCUGCCUUUGAAUGUGACCAUCAGCCGUUGCUGGUCUGUGACACUAAACUGACGCCCAAACUCCUCUCCAAGUCCAGGAAGCAGAGUCUGCUCCUCUUGACUUUGGUUCAUUCACAUGUUUUACGUCUGCUGCACUGACUGGAAAGGUCACAUAACUGACUUCAAAAUGCUCCUUUGAACUGAUAUUCUUCAAUAUUUAGUUGGUGUCACUCAAAAGGGACAGUGCUCCCUCUGUUGGCCCGACUGAGCCCUUCAUCCAGUUCCAGUAUUAGAACCAGGACUGACCGCUUGAGAAACAUUUCUGAGGAAACCAGAAUCUGGGACCGUGAUGUUUUGUGAAGUGUUCUAUGACUGCGAUUGUAUUUAAGUCUAGAAGUUGCAUCGAUGUUGCUGCUUAAGCUGAGACUUUAUUUUGUAUUAUUCUGGCACCUAAGUUGUAUUUUCAUCUGGUCCGGGUCCAACUGGCCGGACACGCGGUCCACCUGUUGCUUGGCUGCCUCCUCAGAAUUUCCAACACAAGUGAAAGGCAGAAAUAUGAAGCGACAAAUUCGUGGCACGUUAACUUUAACCCAGUAUUUGGCCGAAACUGAAUCAGUCGGGCGACGGGUGCUGGGGUCAGUCGAGCACACCUGACCCACUCGUGCAUGUUCUUCCCCAGCAGCUAGUCUAACGUCACGCAGGAGCAGGUUUAGCGUCGCACGACUGAACACUACAACUGUAGCGACCCGCGAGUCAGAGUGUCGUCCAGUGACGUCUCUCCUGGCCACAGCUCUGAGAGUGUGUGUGUGUGUGUGUGUGUGUGUGUGUGUGAGUGUGUGUGACAUGCUGGCUCAGAGGGUGGGCAGGGGUUCUAAUCCGCUGCUGGUCAUGUUCAUCAUUACUAAUUUAAACUGAAUUAAAAAAAAGUCAACACAACAUGAUGGUUCUGAGGAAGUUUGAGUGUUAGGUGCGUGUUUGUGUGUCAGAAACCAAGUGGGAGGGGUCGGAGUCUCGUGUGAAUGCAAUAGAGAUGGUGUAUUGUCCUGUGACUGUGUAGAACCAGUGAGCCCAGUGACUAUGUCAGUGUCAUUCGUGUGCUCGUACGAUACCGUAACAAGUGAGUGAGUCUGUUGGGUGGACUGUAAUGCUGCUCCUGUGUGGGUCCAGCUGGUGUUGGUGAGGAAGUGAGCAGGUGUGUGUUGAGGUGUGCCGUAAUGUCAGACUGAGAGGGACACAGGUGCAAAUCUGAGAGCGUGUUUUAACUCGACACAUUUUCUCACACACGUGUACAGUCAGGCGUGUUGAUUUUCAGUUUCAGAAUCUCUGACUCUUGUUGACUCCUCAUCAGAACCGGAUUGAUUUAACUGCGAGUGGGUCCCUGCUUCAACCCUGUAACAGUCUGCCAACUAGAGGUGUGUUGGUUCCAACACAUGCAGUCAGUUGAGGGCCAGGUGACACCGGUAGAGCGCCCCCAAGUGGUCAGGAUUGCAGUACUCACUCUGCCAGUACUGUCCUUAAAAUUGGAGCCAGGAAAAACGGCUGUUGGCUCUCGCAGUAGCGUCUAUGAUGUGAAAGUUCAGGGAAUGGGUCCGUCACAGGAGGAACUGCUCUCUCAACCUCAAGGGGCUGCUGGGUCAAAUCCUGGUGUAGACAAUGGCGUCCAAACAUCUGUGGAUCCGCUCGCAGCCGCGUCACACUUUGCUUCGUUUGGAGCGACUCUCGGACACGUGAGCAGCUCGCUUGUUACGAUGGUGCGGGAACGUCGGCAUCAGCUCCGGCUCACAAGCUGCGCACGCACGCACACACACACACACACACCAUGGAUCAGCAGGUGUGGUGGAGAAACAGCAACACCUGUGAGCUUCAGUAUUUGACUCACGCAGUGGUUUCUCUUUGAAGUAAGAACUCUCCAAGCAAUCUUUGGCCGACGCUCUGAAACACACACACACACAGUCAUGAGUGUGUUGUCAGUGAGGAGCUUUGUAGGAUUCAGAAGAAUACGUUUAUAGUAUGAGCUGAAGGGAAGCUGUGUGGAGCCUGUGUGUCCACCACUGCGGGUACCUGCGCUGGGGAUUGUACAUGAAGAGCAGGUUGAGCAGUCUGUGCCCAGCAUCAGAGAGCCAGAUGAACUUAUUCUUCAGGUUGUUGUACGGCUGUUUCCUCAGACUGUACUGGCCGAUGAGAGGCAGCUGGGAGAAGCCCUGACACACACACACACACACACACACACACACACACAGGAUCACUCUCCUGGUGAGGAGCAGAGAACAGACUCGGCAGCUCUCACCGGCCAGAUGUUUUCGUUGGGCGUCCCCAGCAGCUGGACGAUCAGGUCCACCUGCUGGAUCUCGGAGGUUCCGGGCAGAAGAGGUUUGUGGGCCAGCAGCUCCGCCAGGAUGCAGCCCACCGCCCUGUCGGCACAGACGUUAGACAGACUGACCUCUGAGUGACCCGGGGAGUGCGCUCUCACCACAUGUCCAGCGCUGUCGUCUGAGUCUUGGACCCCAGAAGCAGCUCAGGAGCUCUGUACCUGAGGAGACACUCAGUUGAAGCCCUCUAAAUUCGAACGUGGCAGUGCCACCUGUCGGGCGUCACACAUGCAGCUGGUAGGAGAUUUAACCAGCAGGUCAUGCAGGAGAUUAGGAAGAAGAUUACGUGCACUUUUCCACUGAGGCAGCAGCUUCACUGAGAGACGGAGGGAGACACGGCACUCACCACAGCGUCACCACUCUGGGCGUCAUGGGCUGCUGCGGGAUCCCGUACGUCCGAGCCAAACCAAAGUCAGCUGCCAGUGAGGAGAGGGCAGCAGGACAUUGACUGGUGACUUGUCAAGUCUUAAACAGUUUCUUGUUGAACAGUGAAAAAGAACUUGACUUAAAUCUUGAGGGACAGAUCUGUUUCUCUUCUGGUGAGGACAGAACAAGGAAAGAAAUUGUACUUUUUUUCCCUCAUCUUUACUAAUUCUAACAGUUUCUUUAGCCAUCUAUUUUCUUUUCGCCUUGUCUUUUGAGUAAUACUCAUUUCAACAGUGUGUCCCCGAAAUAAAUAAACUAUAACGGCAGAAUUAUCCAUUGUUGCCCUAGAUACAAGAUCUUUGAAUAUUUAUAGUUUAAUAUUGAUAAUAUUUAGCUAAAGAAACGAAAUUCAAUUAAAGUAGCAGUAAACUAGGAAUGUCACUGAUGUCCAUGUCACCACUUUUGUCACAGUACACAACUCGGCCCCAUGGGACAUUAAUGUCCUAAUGAACAGUCAAGGCCCACUUGGUCUUCAGACUCUGUGGAGGAACCUCUUUCUCAUGCCUGAGAUGUUCUGUUCUUUAGGUCCAUGUCCUCUGGAUUUCCCUGCACCCAAAUCCGGGACAUGCAACUCCAUACUGUGGUCACCUAGGGGGCACCUUGUGGACCCUUCCACCCCGAGAGCCAAAUCAGUUGUUGGGCCACACACCUUCCUGAGUGAAUCUUAAGUCUCUGGAGUGUUGCUCACAGCUCAAGCUAAAGUCAGGUCUGCCUCCUCCUCCUCCUCAGUUUGCCAAAUCCUAAGUCAAGUUCUCGAUAUUGCUAUAAAGUUUCCACAGGGAAGAGGCCAUUCAAAAGCACUUACCGAUCUUGACACAACCUUUGUCUGUCAUGAGAAGAUUUGACACCUUCAGGUCUCUGAGGAGACAAAUUUAACACACCAGUUUGGUUCCAUUCUCAUAAGCAGUAGGUCCAACCUUCAUCACUGGUGAAGGUGCGACUCCUCACCUGUGAACGAUGAAGUUGUGAUGCAGAUACUGAAGACCUCGCAGCAGCUGGAUGAUGAUACACUUGACCUGGAAGCAAGACACGGUGACCACCGGUCCAAGAACGUGGCGUGACGAUCGUCAGCCAGGUGAGUCGUGAUGUACCUGGGCUUCAGAGAAGGGCGUCUGCAUGUUCUCCAGCAGACUGGCCAGGUCUUGCUCACAGUAGCUCAUCACCAGGAACAGACUGAACAAGAGGUGGGUGAGUGAAGGGCCUGCAGGACUGGACCGUGCAGGCAGGAUACCUCUCCAGUUGGGUGCCCACCACCACCUCCUUCAGCUCCACGAUGUUGGGGUGUCUGAGCUUCAGCAGUAAGGUGAUUUCUCUCAGGCUGCUGAUGGGGAUCCCUGAAACACACGAGAGGAGGGGGCUUCACCUGGGACUCUUGGUGCAGCGGUCGUGCUAAGCUCAUGUACCAUCUUUCUCUUUGUCCAUGCGGACCUUCUUCAGCGCAACUAUCUCGUCGCUCUUGGUGUCUCGAGCUCGAUCUGCGGAGAGAGAGACUGAUGUGAAAGUGUUCGGUUCCAAACUGAAGCAGCGAAACACUCACACACGAUGCCGUAGGUUCCUUCUCCGAUGCGGUUGAGCUUCUCAAACUCUCGGACACUUCGACAGCUUCCAAACUGAGGACACGUUUUUAAUAGAGACGGAUGAAUACCGCAGCAUUUACUGAAAACGAUUGUCUUGUCAUCGCGCUAGUGCUGACUGUCGUCAACACAACAACAAAGCUGCAUCGCUACAGUUAUCGACAUUAAUGCCGAAUGAAAGUUCGCUGACUCGCCAGUGGUAACACAUGAUAGCAACUCCCUCCUUCGUAAACAGCGUGUGUUCUCAGCAGAAGACGUUUCACUGUCGUUUUUCUUAACGGAGUUCUGCAGCCGCUUACUCUGUCGCUCGGAGGCACCGUGAACGUUAUGUUCUUGAUGGAUUUGAGCUUGAUGGGCUCAGGUUCGUCCUCGACAGGCGCCUCCAUGGUGAAACCUAGAAGUGAUUCACAAAGCCAGAAAAUAUUUACGCAGAAACGCAGGACAGAAACGUCCGGGAGGUCGCCAUGUUUUGAUGACGUCAGUGCGGUGGCUGUACACGACUAUACCGGAGAAGAGUCAUCCCUUCCGCUUAGUAAUUCUUCAUAAAUAUUAUUAUUGUGGGGUUAAAUACAGUUAAUAAUUAAUUUCAGGUUCAGCAAACCCUUGUAUGUUUUUAAUCAGUGAACUGAUUGUUUUUAAAGGGAUUCGCUCAGUAAUGAUUGAUGUUUAUUUUUAUGCUUCUAUAUUUUACAGUUAAUAUUUUAAUUGUUGCAUUUCUUCUUUUUGCCUGGUAUAAUUUACGUUAAAAGUCAUUUCAGUUGCAAAAGUUGCUUUCGUAGAUGUAUGAAAAUGUAUUUAAAUCUAUUUCAAAGUAACAAAUGACAGCAAAAAUAACAAAGAAUAAAUCAUAAUUUCAGUCCUGAUAAAGGAGCAUAUUUCGUGUUAAAAUCUAGUCCGUAUCAUUUCAUCCACUAAUCUACGGUCUGGUCGGGGGGGCAGCAGCCCUGUGAAGAGGCCCAGACCACCGAAGCUACUCCAUCUCCUCCCAGUUGGACCUAUCAGCACCAUCAUGCCAGGAAAAC